Molecule: messenger RNA, 3827 nt
Organism: Nymphalis io (European peacock)
Lineage: Eukaryota; Metazoa; Arthropoda; Insecta; Lepidoptera; Nymphalidae
Product: breast cancer type 1 susceptibility protein homolog
Exons: 9
Coding region: 96-3815 (1239 amino acids)
Biological process (GO): double-strand break repair via homologous recombination; negative regulation of fatty acid biosynthetic process; positive regulation of transcription by RNA polymerase II
Cellular component (GO): BRCA1-BARD1 complex; plasma membrane; BRCA1-A complex
Molecular function (GO): ubiquitin-protein transferase activity
Source: RefSeq, a predicted model, not a curated record
AUAUAUGAAAAGUCAAAUGUGUUAACCCGCGAAAUGUUUCUGUUUUAUUUUUAUGUGUUAUAAUUAUAUAUAAAAGUGUUUAUCAAUUGAAAGCCAUGAUUUUCAAGAAUUUAGAUAUAAAUAAAUUAUCCAGACUAUCCUCACAACAAGUAGACUAUGUAACUUGCAUUGAAUGUUGUAAAUAUUAUGUUGUACCAACAACAGCAACUUGUGGACACACAUUAUGCCAUUCUUGUUGGCGCGGAAGACGUACUUGUCCUACUUGUAGCGUACAAGUUGAGAAAAAAAAUUUAAAAUUAAAUUUACCUCUACAGAGUCUUAAAGACCAUGUUCAAUUACUAGCAGGUGCAUUUGAAGAACUUUUUAACAUAAAAUUGGAUGAUUUUUCACUUGAUCCUCCUAUUGAUAAGGAAUCUGAAGAUUCCAAUAAACAUGUCAAAGAAUGGUUGGCAAGUUCUCAAAAUCAUUUUUCUGCGCCGGUAACAGAUUCUCAACAGUCCUUUAUAGAUCAGAUUCAAUCUAUUGGACAAGUUACAAGUAAUAUACAAGUUCAUUCAGAAAAGAAGGAAAAUCCAAAAUCUAUUGGAGUUGUUCAUGUACCACCGUUACAAGUUGAUUGGGAUAAAAUUGAAGAAAUGCCAGAAACAGAAAAAAAUAACAAAUAUGAACAAAAUCCUGUUGGACCUAUGGACAUAGAACCAUUUGACUUUAUAGAGUAUGAUGAUAAAGACUAUUCAACAGAAAAUCCUCGAAGAAGCUCAAGAAACAAAGAAAAUAAAAAUAAUCAUUCAAAUAAAGUAUUUAAUGAAAUAACAUCUGAAAAAAAUAGUGGAAAAGAUUCAAAUUUAGAUUCUGAAAAUAAGACUCACAAACUUGGAAAAAAUUGGAACAAUGUUAAAAGAAUGAAAAAAGAAUUUAGUAAACUUAAUAAAAAGAAUAGGAACAAGUUAAAUGUUUCUAUUGAAAUGUGUAAAAAAACUCAAACUAUUGCUAAUAAAGCAGUCGCACCAAAUACUCAGCCAAACAUAUUAUAUGAUAUUGAUGAUAACACUCCACAAGAUAAUUUGAAUGAUAAAGAGAAUAGCAAAUAUAAAAAUAUUAUUGAAGAAGUGACAGAAGAAAUUAGCACAGAGAGUAAUAAACAAAAAAAUGAUGAUAUAACAUACAGCCAUUCUAAUAACUCGAAACAUUCAAAUAAAGCUCAAGGUUAUAUAAAUGUUAAAGACAAAGUUACAGAGGACAUACCCGUCACAAAUAAAAUAGAUAAUGUAAAUAAUAAAACACUAGAAUCUCAAAAAGUCUGUUUCUUUAAAAAAAGUGCUUUAAAUAAAGUGGAAACAUCAGGGGAAAAUAAGGUAGAUAUUGAACCUAAUGAGAAUUUAAAUGCAAUAUCUGUAAACAAUGAUGACAUCGAGAUAACUAUUAAAAUAGGAAACAGUUUAACUAAUAUUUGUAUAAAGAAAAAAGACAAUGAUGUUCAGCUUAAAAUAAAUUCUGAACGUGAAAUUCAAACAAGUGUUGAAAAUGUAAAUUCACACAACAAUAAAAAUGCAUCAUGUGCUCCAAUAACAGAGAACAAAUCACAAAAUACUAAUAUUAUUGAAGACAUGCAAAUUGAUAAAGUUCAUGAUGAUGCCAUUAUUAAAUGUACUGCAUCAAAUAUACAAAUUAUAGAAAAAUCAAUAUCCAUAAAGAAAAAUACAGCUUCUGCUGAUACAGCAACGGGUAAUUUUGAAAUAACUGAAAGUGUUGAGAAGGAAUUAACUGAUAUCUUGGAUAAUGCGCAAUGUAUUAAUGAUCAAAAUAAAAAAAUAACAAGCAAUAAUCCAAUAUGUGACAAUAAUGGUCAAACAAAAUUUCAUCAAACAAGAACACCAAAAGUGCAUCAAGGUAUUCCCGAAGAUAUGGACUAUUUGAAUUAUUUAGAUAUAUUUGAUGGGGAGUCUGUUAAAGAAGGAAAGGUCCAAUCACUAAAAGCUUCUAAAAAUACGCCCUCUGCAAUAUUGAUGCCUACAGCAAAAAGCAAUUUAAUGAAGUCUGUAAAAGACGAGAGAAAAAGAGAAUUGCCUUGCUCAGAUGAUAAUCCUAUUACGAAAAAAAUUAAAUUAACACAUGAAAGUAAAAAUAUUGUCGAUAAACCAAUGGAUACUAAUGAAAAAGAUCAACUUUUGGAUCAAGAUAGUGAAAAUAUUAAUUAUGAUGCAAUAAUGAGUCAGGUAUUUGCUAAUAUUGAUGCAGAUAUGGGUAGCAUUAAGAAGACAAAGACUACUGAGCAUAAACAAGCUACUCAAAACCCUACAAGUAAUCAUACUAAAGUUGGUCAACCAGAAGAUAUAUUACAUAAAACACAAGACAAUAAUGACAUUAAACACGUCGAUAAAGAGUAUGCAAAUCAAAAAUAUAGUGAAAAUGUAUUUUCAAUGAUCGAAAGGGAUAUUUCUGAUUCAGAAAUAUUGGUAUCAUCUAAAACUAAGACAUCAACACAAAUCAACUAUCAAAACGAAGAUCCUAUUAAGACAGCAAAGACAGUAAAUGAAGAUAAUAUCAUUUCAGAUAAUAUUAAAUCUUUUUCUCAAACAUCUGAUAUAGAAGUUGUAGAAAUCGGUACACCAUUACAUAAUGAUGAUUCUGACAAAAGCAUUGUUGAAGAAACACCUCAGAAGAGUACACCUCUAUCAAAAAAUAAAAGUAAAAACGAAAUAACAAUUGUCAGUAAUACUCAACAGUUAUUAGUAAAAGACAAUAAGAAACCUAUUAAGCAAUUGCAAAUAACACGGAGCAAUGUAAACAGAAACCCAGAAGAUCCUGUUAAUGUAUUAAGUUUGUCAGAUACUUGUGACACAACAAAAACUAGUAAAAAUGUAACUGUUGUUGAAACAGUACAGCCGGGGCCGACAAUGGAGACACCUCUAACGAUAACGAAAUUUGUUGAUCAAAUUAAGCACAAGUCAACACCCAUGGCAAGAAAGUCCUUAAAUUUCAACAAUCAAAAUGCUGAAGAUGACGCAGAACAAACUCUGUGUCCAAGUUCAUUUGUUGCAGCUAAAACUACCCAAGAGAAAGAAUUCAUGCAAAGGGCUUUCGAUCAAACUCAAAAUUCUUCAAUUCAGGGCUUGGACACUGGGAAAAAUUGUAAACCAGUCAAGCUUUGUGUUGGUGGAUCUUGUUUGUCAUCAUCGGAGCAUGCAAACCUUAAACUUUUAUGCCUUCGGAGAAAUUGGACUUUUGUUGAUAAAUAUUGUAAAGAGUUGACACAUCUCGUCGUUGGGGUUGAUGAAGAAAAUAAAUCACAAAGAUCUGUAAAGUACAUGUGCGCUCUAGCCGGAGCGAAGUGGAUUGUUUCUUAUGAAUGGGUUGAAAAAUGCUUGCGAUCAAACAGUAUUGUUAAUGAAGAGCCAUACGAAGCGCUCGACGGCACGGGCGAGCCGGGCCCGCGGCGCUCGCGCGUGGCGCGGCUGAAGCUGUUCGAAGGGAUCACGUUCUACUGCAUGCCCCCCUUCACCGUACUCGAUGUCGAUACCUUGAAAGACAUCCUGGAGAGUGCGGGCGGGCGCGUGGUGAACUCGCCGCGGGAUGUGCGCGCCGCUGCCGACCCCGCGCUACUGCUCGCCGAGCCCGAGCGCACGCAGGACGACAAGUUCAUGUAUCUCGCUAUGGAACUCAGUAUUGUACCAGUAAACUACGAGUGGGUGCUGAACUGCUUGGGCAGUUACACUUUGGGAUCAAUAUACGAACUCUUACUGUGUCCAGCCUCCUUGUUACCGAAUGUCACUUCUAAUUGGCCAUCUGAAUUGAUAUCUCGUGAUUAUGAAUAAAUAUCUUUAUAU